ACAAUUGUGAUUGCUCAUCGUUUGAGUACAAUACGAAAUGCUGAUUUGAUUAUUGGUUUGGAACGUGGCUGUGUCGUCGAAAGUGGAACUUACGAUGAUUUAAUGGAAUAUAAAGGUCUUUACUAUGAAUUAGUGACAGCUCAAAUGCAAAAAGAAAAAGAAAAAGAAGUUGAUCCAGACAUUGAUAAAGAAGAUGAUGAAGUGGAAAGAGAAUUUGUUCGAGAACGAUCAUUUCAUAAGAUUCAUUCAAAACAAUCUAUUGCCUCAAAUGACGAUUUUGAUGAGAAUGAUAAAGAAGAUGAUAAAACAGCAUCCGAUGCUCAAAAGAAAAAAAAGAAGCGUAGUCGUACUCCAUUUGUAUUUCAAAUAUUCAAACUUAAUGCUCCAGAAUGGCCUUGGAUUCUUAUGGGUGCAGUUUUCUCUCUUAUCUUUGGUGCUAUUCAACCCAUUUUUGCACUGUUCUUUGCACAAAUCUAUGGUCUAUUUGGCGAACCAGAUCUUAAGAAACAAGAACAUUUAACAAGUGUUUAUGCUGGACUUAUAUUUCUUAUUGGUUUUGUUGGAGGAGUUGCUCAAUUUCUGAGUAAUCUUGGGUUCGCAAAGUCAGGCGAAGAAUUAACUUUACGUAUGCGAAAAUUAACAUUUUCUGCUAUAAUUCGACAAGAAAUCGGUUAUUUCGAUUAUGAGACAAAUUCAGUUGGUGCUCUUGUCACACGUCUAUCAUCUGAUGCAGCUGCUUUGAAGUAUGCUACACAAGCUAUAGAACAAAUUCGAACAGUUGUUGCUCUUCAUCAAGAAAAGCAUUUUAUUGAUUUAUAUGAAAAUGCAUUCAAUCAAGAAUUCAAGAAGCAAAAGUGUCAGCUGCAUCUAGUUGGUUUAGGUGCUGCAAUUGCGAAUUCAAUCAUGUAUUUUCUUCAUAGUGCUGCUUUUUCAUAUGGUAGUAAACUUGUUGAUAAUCAUGAAAUGACAUUUGACAAUGUGUUCAGGGUAUUUGUUGUUAUUACUUUUGCUAUGAUGACCGUUGGUCGUUCGAUGGCUAUGAUUCCUGGUUAUUCGAAAGCACAACAAGCAGCAUUACGAAUCAUGAAACUUAAUAAACGGCAAUCACAAAUUAAUCCAUAUGAUGAAUCAGGCAUCAUUUUGAAAGAAGUCAUAGGCAAUAUUGAAUUUGAUGAUGUUUAUUUUCGAUAUCCAACUCGACCUACUCUUCGUAUUCUUAGAAAUUUUUCAUUAAAAUGUUUAAGUAGUAGUACAACAGCACUUGUUGGACCGUCAGGCAGUGGAAAAUCAACAACUAUUGCAUUAUUGCAACGAUUCUAUGAUCCAUUGAAAGGAAAAAUUUUACUCGAUGGACAUGAUAUACAAGUUCUUAAUAUUCGAUGGCUUCGAUCAAUAAUGGGUCUUGUUCAACAAGAACCUGUUCUAUUUAAUUUGUCUAUUCGUGAUAAUAUUGCUUAUGGUGAUAGUAGUCGAGAAGUAACACAAGAUGAAAUUGAAAGAGUUGCAAGAACGGCUAAUAUUCAUGAGUUAAUUAAAUCAUUACCUCAAGGCUAUGAAACAUCAUGCGGAGCAAAAGGUAGUCAAUUAUCUGGUGGACAAAAACAACGAAUUGCUAUUGCUCGAGCAUUAAUUCGUUCACCAAAAAUUCUUCUUCUUGAUGAAGCAACAUCAGCAUUAGAUAAUAAAAGUGAAAAAGUUGUUCAAGCAGCAUUAGAUAAAGCUAGAACUGGUCGAACAUGUCUGAGUAUUGCUCAUCGUCUUUCAACAAUUCAAAAUUCAGAAAAGAUUGCUGUGGUUGAUCGAGGCAAAAUGAAAGAAGAGGGCACACAUGAUGAACUCUUGAGAUUAAAUGGAAUUUAUGCCAAAUUAGCAUCAGCGCAAAAACGGACCACUUGA
Messenger RNA from Rotaria sp. Silwood1, 1896 nucleotides. The record is from the annotation of a GenBank genome assembly. NCBI's taxonomy places the organism in Eukaryota, Metazoa, Rotifera, Eurotatoria, Philodinida, Philodinidae.